GGUGGCGUAGUGCGACUGCGCACUGUUGACGUUAGCGGAACUAAGUUACAAGAGAGAUUUCCAUAGAAUCUUCGAUGCGAGAAAGACCGCCUGACACAUCGGACCGCUCCUGUCAGUUUCUCUUCAACCGGUGCUGGUGCUCUCAAUAAAAGAUCUCCGUUCACAUUCCUAAGAAAAAAUGGCUCCAAAACAGAGAAUGCGUAUCGCCAACGAAAAGGCAACCAAAAACAUCACGCAAAGAGGGAACGUUCCAAAAUCUUCGAAAGUGCAAGAAGAAUCGAGUCCUGUAGGACCCUGGCUCUUGGCACUUUUUAUUUUCGUGGUGUGUGGUUCUGCCAUCUUUCAAAUAAUACAAAGUAUAAGGAUGGCAUAAUUACUGAAUAAUUCAAGAAGAAGACUACCUAUCUCUAGUAAUAAAUAAAGAAACUCUACCAACUCGUUUAAAACAUCAUCACCUCUAUUUUAAAAAUUGAACGAUGGAUUGACUUCAGGAUUCUCGAACUCAAGAUGACGCUUAAAAGGGCUGAUAAAUGUGGCGUUUCCUCUUUCAUCAGCCCAAAGAUUUAUUUAUAAAACGUAGCAUUUAUAGGCGUUUAUUAUGAAUGAAGGAACUUUUUAACGUCUUGCAAUUUGGCACGUCGAUGAAACAAUCUUCAGAUUUUCCAUUUUUUCCUCAGCAAUUCUCCCCUGAAACUUAAAAAAAGAAUGACUUUUUAAAGAAUGAGAAAAAUCCCGAAUUUUGGCUUCCUUUUGAACUUUCUGAAAGAAUUUGCGACUGGAAUUUUUUCGGAUUCUUCCAUCGACGUUGGUUCUAGGUAGGACACAAUUGUAUAUAAGUAUUGAUAAUAUUAUGUAUUUUCAUUCAUCUAAAGCAUUCCAUUGUAAACGGAUGGCGACUGUUUUUUUAUCGAGCGAUCGAAUUUUUUGAUCAGUAAAGUCACGAAUGUUUCUCUAAUGCUACAAAUAAAAUAUUCGAGAAUAUAUUUACAUACAACAUUUAUCGUAGAUUCAAAUAAACUACUCUGAGAGAAAAAUUA
This is a messenger RNA of Belonocnema kinseyi, 1037 nucleotides long. Its product is annotated as stress-associated endoplasmic reticulum protein 2. Lineage: Eukaryota; Metazoa; Arthropoda; Insecta; Hymenoptera; Cynipidae. The record is from RefSeq and is a predicted model, not a curated record. The transcript has 3 exons. Gene Ontology annotation, biological process: endoplasmic reticulum unfolded protein response. Gene Ontology annotation, cellular component: endoplasmic reticulum. Bases 179 to 373 code for a protein of 64 amino acids.